UAUAAAAUCAGUAAUUUACAAAACAUAUCUACAUAUAUACACAAGUGCAUGAUGGCUUCAUUGCGCCAGUUUUAUUUUACAAUUUAGCAAUGUGCAUGUUUUUUUCUCGUUUGCAUUUAAAUAUAUGAAUUAGUAAAACAUUAUAAUCUUCAAUUAUUUUUCCCCCAUACAAAAUGUUCUUGAAACAUUAACAGCAAGCAGUACCUGAGAAGCUUCAGUGUGUUUGCUGCCACCAAAAAAAAACUUGUCUUUCUCUAAAAUAAUCAGAAACAUAUGUCUGUUUGCCCUUUGGAUUUCUGUACAAGCAUGCCUUGUCAUCUGUAAAACAUUUUUUUUGUGCCUUGUGAGCAAUUUUCAAUCUUUUAGCGGUUUAUCAAGUAAGGAAAGUCCUCCAACCAUCGUUCACGCCAGUGAAGAGGUGCCGUUUGGAGGCUCUACAAAAAAACUAAAGCAAGUCAGAGAGCUGUAAACCACUUCGAUGUGGAGAAAUACUUCAUUUCUAUCACUUCGAAUCAAUCUGACUGUUUCGAAUAAUAUCUAGGGUGAUUUUUCACCGUUCAAAGUGUGAACAGAAAACACAAGUCAACGCACUUUGAUCGCGUUCGUUCCCAUAGCUUGACUCUCUACGGUUCUCAUGUGGUACUUAAGUACUGUCUCUCCCGGUGGCCGAACAUUAACAUUUUUGUUGGACAGCAGGCAGCUAAGACGAUGGCGGAAGUAGCUCCAGCACCAGCCGCCCCGGCGAAAAGCAACGCUAAGAAGAAAGCAGCGCCCAAGCCCAAAUCGCCGGGCCUUAGCGCCAGCGAACUAAUCCUACAGGCCGUCGCGGCGUCGAAGGAGCGCAAUGGCGUCUCCCUGGCCGCGCUCAAGAAGUAUUUGGCUAGCAAAGGCUACGAUGUAGAGAAGAACAAAGCUCGCCUCAAAACCGUCAUCAAGAGCAUGGUGGCGAAGGGAGCAAUAGUUCAGACCAAGGGCACCGGUGCCUCCGGCUCUUUCAAGAUGAACAAGAAGACCGAAACGAAGGCAGUCAAGGCGCCCGCAAAGGUGAAGAAACCCGCGGCCAAGGCUAAGAAAGCUGCCGUCAAGAAGGCCGCACCGAGCAAAAAGCCCAAAACUACCCCAGCGAAGACUGCCGCCAAGAAGGUUACCAAGAAGGCUGCGUCGCCCAAGAAAACGAAGAAACCCGCCAAGAGCACCAAGAAAACAGUCACGCCCAAAAAAGCUCCCGCGGCCAAGAAAACUGCCGCCGCGAAGAAGACCCCCUCCAAAAAGGCCGCCAAGCCUAAAACCGUCAAGAAGGCUGCAUCGAAGAAGUAAUUCAGCAUACCUUUUAUGCAAAAGGCUCUUUUAAGAGCCACCACAUAUUUAAAGAGCCUUCCAGUUUUCAAUACUCCCGAUAGUUGUAUGAUAACUGCAGGGUUGAUUGUUUUUGCUCAAAACAUUUUGGUGUCCUUUAGUUUUGAAAUAAGUAUAUUUUGUUACACAAUUAUCUGUCUUUAUUGUAUAUAUCAGAUUUCUUGGAGUUGGGACAAAACGUCCUACAUAA
Molecule: messenger RNA, 1546 nt
Organism: Hippocampus comes (tiger tail seahorse)
Lineage: Eukaryota; Metazoa; Chordata; Actinopteri; Syngnathiformes; Syngnathidae
Product: histone H1-like
Exons: 1
Coding region: 709-1317 (202 amino acids)
Biological process (GO): nucleosome assembly
Cellular component (GO): nucleosome
Molecular function (GO): DNA binding; structural constituent of chromatin
Source: RefSeq, a predicted model, not a curated record